AUGCGAAAUCGAGCCAUCAAUUUAACCAAGUAUCUAAAAUAUUCAACGCUUACCAGAAAUAGUGAAUUUCUACGAUUCUCGAGCUAUUUUAAGUUACCAAAGAAAAUCAAUAAUUGUCGUAAUCAACUAUAUCAUAAUAAAUAUUCAUUAUCAAUUCCAAAAAUCAAGAAUGUCACAACAUCCGUUAAUGAGUUGGUAGUGAACUGGAGUGAUAAUACAGACUCGCAUUAUAGUUAUAUUUGGCUUCGUGAUAACUGUAAUUGUGUGGAAUGUAUUCAUCCAGCGAGUCGUCAAAAAUUACACUCAAGUGCACAAAUACCAUUAAAUAUAGAGCCAAUAUCGACUAUUUCGUACGAUGAAGGGAUUGAAAUUUUAUGGGGAAAGGAGUUAUUAAAAGAUGUAUUGAAUUCACCAUCGAAAAAUGCAAUACAUCAUAAAAGUAUUUACACUCCAGAUUUUCUUCACUCUUACAAAUCGACUCGGAAUAUUUUAUCGAAAAGAUUUAAUGAUUUACCCAUUACUCAUUGGGAUGCAUCCUUAAUGCGAUCUAAAAAUUUAUGGGUCAACUAUGAUGAAUUCAUCAAUUCUGAUCGAGAAUUAUUAUCUGCAUUAAAACAAAUAUGGAAUUAUGGAUUAGUUUUUCUCAGAGAUGUCCCGGCGUUUAAUUCGUUAGAUGGAAAAGAAGGAAUAAUUAAGGUAGUGGAACGAAUCGGAUCAUUGCAAAAUACUAUUUAUGGAAGUAUAUGGGAUGUCAAAAGUAAACCGGAUUCGCGAAAUAUUGCUUAUACGGAAUUAGAAUUAGGACUACAUAUGGAUUUAUUAUACUAUGAGGCAUCACCUGGACUUCAAUUUCUUCAUUGUCUUAAGAAUACAGUAAAUGGAGGCAAAAGUAUUUUCGCUGACUCUUUUAUGGCAGUCACUCGUUUACAACAACAAUACCCAAAAGAUUACGAGAUAUUGACCAAAGUUCCUAUGACAUUUCAUUAUAUCAAUGAUGGGCAUUUCAUGCAUUUCAAUCGACCAGUAAUCGUAAUAGAUCAAGCAAACGAUUCGAUGGUGGUAAACUAUUCACCUCCAUUCCAGGGGCCAAUUGAGACUGGAUUUGAAAAUAAUGAUAAUAACCAUUCACCAAUCAAAAAUGGAGAAAUUCCGAUGAGAGAAUUCUAUCGUGCAUUUCAACGAUUUUCCUCACUUGUUGAAGCUCCGGAAUUACGAUUUGAGUUAUUGUUAAAUUCCGGUGAGUUGGCAAUUUUCGCUAACCGUCGAGUAUUGCAUGGUAGACGAAGAUUUGAUGCUGAAAGCGGUGAAAGGCAUUUAAAAGGAGCUUAUUUGGAUAUGUCUGAAUUCAAAGAUCGGCUUAGAGUUUUGCUAAUGAAUGAAAAUCAAAAGAAACUCUAG
Molecule: messenger RNA, 1398 nt
Organism: Ambispora leptoticha
Lineage: Eukaryota; Fungi; Glomeromycota; Glomeromycetes; Archaeosporales; Ambisporaceae
Source: the annotation of a GenBank genome assembly